This is a messenger RNA of Caenorhabditis briggsae, 1266 nucleotides long. It is a transcript of the gene Cbr-stc-1, whose product is annotated as Protein CBR-STC-1. Bases 1 to 1266 code for a protein of 421 amino acids. The transcript is spliced from 6 exons. Lineage: Eukaryota; Metazoa; Nematoda; Chromadorea; Rhabditida; Rhabditidae. Gene Ontology annotation, cellular component: cytosol; plasma membrane; nucleus. The record is from RefSeq and is a predicted model, not a curated record. Gene Ontology annotation, molecular function: heat shock protein binding; ATP binding; misfolded protein binding. Gene Ontology annotation, biological process: protein refolding; cellular response to unfolded protein; vesicle-mediated transport.
AUGGCAGGCUCCACAGGCUCUUUUAUAGGCGGCGGUAUAUUGGUAUUAUUACUAGCUGGAUGGCUCGGACAAAAAUACGGUCUACCUCCGCCACCACCGAAAAUCGCCGGUAUCGAUUUAGGCACCACUUAUUCGUCAAUUGGCAUUUAUCACGCUGUAACGGGGGAAACUAUUAUUCUAGCUGAUGACUUGGGCAAGAAAUCGAUUCCCAGUGUUGUAGCAUUUUUACCAAAUGGUACAGUUAUCGUUGGAUCGCGAGCCGUGGAGCAGCAAGAGCAUAAUCCGAAACGCACGAUUUACGAUGCAAAACGGUUUAUUGGAAGGAAUUUCGAGAGGGAUAAUAAAGAUUUUUUGGCUGACCAAAAGCGAUAUCCAUUCAAAAUCACCUUGGAUCCAAAUGGCCGCGCGUUUUUCGAAAUUCCACUAGACGAAGGAACGAAAUAUGUGUACCCUGAAGAAAUUGGCGCUAUAAUUAUCAAUUAUUUAAAGUCCGCAGCUGCCAAACACUUAGGAGCAGUUCUGGGUCAAGUAGUGAUCUCGUGUCCGGCGGAAUUCAAUGAAAAACAAAGGAAUUUUACGGGAAUCGCAGCGGAAAUCGCUGAAAUGGAAGUGCGGAGAGUGAUAUCGGAGCCGACGGCUGCCGCGUUGGCAUACGGAUUGCAUAAGAAGCAGGGGGUGGAGAAUGUGGUUGUUGUAGAUUUAGGCGGCGGUACCCUCGACGUCUCUGUUCUCUGGCUCCAAGGAGGCGUCUUUGUGACCCAAGCGAUGGCCGGGAACAAUCGUCUUGGCGGCCAGGACUUCAAUGAAAGAGUUCAAAAACAUUUAAUCGAAAAAAUUUCUGAAAAAUUCGAAAAAACCAUCGACGAUAAAGAGGAUAUUCAACAGAUUCGACUGGAAGUGGAAAAGGGGAAAAUUAGAUUAACAAAUGUUCCAUCGACGACGAUUUCAUUGAAUCUGAAGACAGUUGGAAAGUGGAGUUAUGAAUUGACACGAGAAGAAUUCGAAAAGUUGAAUGAGGAUUUGCUGAAAUCCAUUGAAUUGCCGAUUGCAGCAGCGUUGGAGGAUGCCAAGAAAUCCGCCAACUACGGUGUGGACCCAGAGCUCGCCGUGGUGACUGGGGCUUCUGUCCAAGCGGGAGUGAUCGGUGGCGGUUGGCCACUUCAAGUGGCAGCGAUGGAACUUCCAGCGAAACGAAGGAAACGACACUUUUUCACGGAGCAACAGAAGGAGAAUGAGCAAGAUCGAGCAGCUGCAACAGAGCUAUAA